AUGAUAUUACAGUACGCCUGGUGUGGAGCAGUGUGUGGCUGCAGCCACCAGAGGGCAGCAGAAUACAAGUUUGAUUCAUCACAGCAAGAGCAACAGCAGCAGCGGCCUCAUCUGUGGGCCGCAGGGGCUGAUGGGAGGUUUGAGGACGCAUCAGAAACCACAUGGCCCUCGUCUGAGCUCACAGCUCGUCCUUGUUUGGCCUCAGCUGCAUCAGAGCUCCACUUCUCCCCAGCUUCACCAGAGGAAACACCACGGCACAAAAUGCUUUUCCUCCCAGCUGCUGCUCUGUGCUGUCUGUGUUCAGCGCUGGUUGCCAUGGCAGCAGAGCUGAUUCAGGACCAGUUAUCAUUGACCAGGAGAGUUGGUGACACAGUCUCCUUCAGCUGUGGAGGAACUGACCAGUGUGACACUGAUUAUGUAAACUGGUUCCAGAAGAAAGAGAAAGAAACAUUCAGUCGGAUUCUGAAUAUUGACACAGAUAAUUGCAACAUAGGUGCACGUUACAAUCAUCCUCAGAAAGAUGAUUUCACAGCCGUUAAUAAUCAGAAUAGCUGGGAGUUGGAGAUAGAGAACGUUAAACUCUCUCAUUCAGCCUCCUACUACUGCUCCUGUUGGAAGAAAGAUCCCCACAGUGAGAAAUAUAUGAUCCUGGUUCAUAAUGUGGACUCCUUCACCUCAGCUGACACAUUCAACAGCAGACAGGUUUUUGUAUCAGUCUCUUUCACUGUGGGAGAAACAUACUACCACCUCAUCUUUGGCUCUGGAACUAAACUGUAUGUAACAGAUGAGGCCGUAGUGAAGCCCGUGGUGAGCGUGUACCCAGCAGCACCCAGAGCCCACCCUGAGGGGAAGAGCUCCCUGCUGUGUCUGGCCUCAGCCAUGUCUCCUCCUCUGGUCCAGUUCUCCUGGAAAAGACAGAAGGAGGAUGGUCCUCUGGAGGAGCUGAAACCUGAUGAUGGAGAGCAGCUGGAGCUCAGAGAGUUGGGACGCACCGCCGCCAUCUUGCUGAUCCAUCAGCCAGAGAACAGCACAUAUAAAUACCGCUGCUACGUCAAGCACGAGGGCGGCAAAGUGGAGGCCCAAACACAACAAGAGGUUCCAGCUCCAGCAGCCCCCUGUCCUCCAGAGAGAGAGCCAGCAGACCUGGCAGCUCUGCAGCAAGAUGACUUUGCAGUGGUUCCCCUGGAUCCUCUCCAGCCUCAGUGCAGGGUGAAGCUGCUCUGUCUGCUCUACACAGUGCUGAUAGUGAAGAGUCUGGUGUACUGCUGUGGACUCUCUCUGCUGAUGAUCCUCACAAACAAGGGACCGUCCACCAACUGCACACAUGCUGACUGACUGUUUUCUGCUGGCCUUUUCUCACCAUCAAAUCUCAUCACUUCAUCUCAUUUAUCUCUUUGAUCACUGUUCACAAAUUUAAGCCAAAUGUGUCUUUAUAUUCACAGGUUAGAUACAGUCUGUCUACUAAUAAUAAAUACAUAUAUCAUAUAUCACACACAUAUAUUUGGAGUAACUGAGUUUAAACUCUGUCCUUUUGUGUUGUUUUAAUGCUCUACAUCCACUUUUAAUUGUGACUUGUAUAUUAAUAGAAAAUGAAGCGUAUUCAUUAGUUGUCUGGUAAAUAUUCAACUGAUUAUUGUUGUUUUCUGUUCUUAUGUUUCUUUUUAAUACUUUCUGCAGAGUGUGGCUGGUUUGUCAAAUUCAUUCAUUGUAACAUUCUCAAUAAAUUAAUAAAUCACA
Molecule: messenger RNA, 1737 nt
Organism: Seriola aureovittata
Lineage: Eukaryota; Metazoa; Chordata; Actinopteri; Carangiformes; Carangidae
Exons: 6
Coding region: 1-1335 (444 amino acids)
Source: RefSeq, a predicted model, not a curated record